ACCCACAGACACAUAGACACGGGAGAGAGAGGAGGAGAAAGACAGAAACAAAGGCACGGCGGAAGGAGGCAGAGAGAGGACAGGCACAGAAGCGAAGCCAGACAGAGUCUGAGGGAGUGCAAAGGGAGAGGCCAGAGAAGCUGCAGAAGACACAGGCAGGGAGAAACAAAGAUCCAGGAGAGGAGGGUGUGGGAGGAGAGUUUGGAGGAACCAGACCACUAGGCACCUCUCCUAAGCCUAAGGGCCAAGUUUUCUCCAUCUCCUCUGAAGGUCCCCAGACCCUCUGAAAAUUCUGCCUCUGACCCUGGCAGGGGUCCGAGCGCCCAGGCUGCAGAGAGGAGCUUUCCAAAGCCAGGGCGGGGAGGACUUGGUGCCCAGACGGCCUCAGUCCCUCCCAGCUUCAGCACCAGUGCCAUGUCCCGGACGGACUCGCAUCCCGGGAGGGGCUUGGCGGAGUGCUGCCUGUGGGGAAUCCAACCCCGCCUGCUGCUCCCCACCGUGCCCGUCUCCGGGCCGCUUCUGCUGCUGCUGGCCUCCCUUCUGCCCUCAGCCUGGCCGGCCAGCCCCCUGCCCCGGGAGGAGGAGAUCGUGUUUCCAGAGAAGCUCAACGACAGCGUCCUGCCUGGUUUGGGCACCCCUGCCAGGCUGUUGUACCGCUUGCCGGCCUUUGGGGAGAUGCUGCUACUAGAGCUGGAGCAGGACCCCGGCGUGCGGGUGGAGGGGCUGACGGUGCAAUACCUGGGCCGGGCGCCUGAGCUCCUGGGCGGGGCAGAGCCGGGCACCUACCUCACUGGCACCAUCAAUGGAGAUCCGGAGUCGGUGGCAUCUCUGCACUGGGAUGGGGGAGCUCUGUUAGGGGUGCUGCAGUAUCGAGGGACCGAACUCCACAUCCAGCCCCUGGAAGGAGGCACCCCUAACUCUGCUGGUGGGCCUGGGGCUCACAUCCUACGCCGGAAGAGUCCUGCCAGCGGCCAGGGCCCCAUUUGCAACGUCCAGGCUCCUCCCGGGAACCCCAGUUCCAGCCCACGAAGAGCCAAGCGCUUUGCUUCACUGAGUAGAUUUGUGGAGACCCUGGUGGUGGCAGAUGACAAGAUGGCGGCAUUUCACGGUGGUGGGCUAAAGCGCUACCUGCUGACGGUCAUGGCAGCGGCGGCCAAGGCCUUCAAGCACCCAAGCAUCCGCAACCCUGUCAGCUUGGUGGUGACUCGGCUAGUGAUUCUGGGGCCAGGUGAGGAAGGGCCCCAAGUAGGACCCAGUGCCGCCCAGACCCUGCGCAGCUUCUGUGCCUGGCAGCGAGGACUCAACACCCCCGAGGACUCGGACCCUGACCACUUUGACACAGCCAUUCUGUUUACCCGUCAGGACCUGUGUGGGGUCUCUACUUGUGACACUCUAGGCAUGGCUGAUGUGGGCACUGUGUGUGACCCAGCUCGGAGCUGUGCUAUCGUGGAGGAUGAUGGGCUCCAAUCAGCCUUCACUGCUGCUCAUGAACUGGGCCAUGUCUUCAACAUGCUCCAUGACAACUCAAAGCCAUGUGUUGGUCUGAAUGGGCCUGGGAGUACCUCCCGCCAUGUCAUGGCUCCUGUGAUGGCUCACGUGGAUCCCGAGGAGCCCUGGUCCCCCUGCAGUGCCCGCUUCAUCACUGACUUCCUGGACAAUGGCUAUGGGCACUGUCUCUUAGACAAGCCAGAGGCUCCCCUGCAUCUGCCUGUGACUUUCCCCGGCAAGGACUAUGAUGCUGACCGCCAGUGCCAGCUGACCUUUGGGCCUGACUCACGCCAUUGUCCGCAGCUGCCGCCGCCCUGUGCUGCCCUCUGGUGCUCUGGCCAUCUCAAUGGCCACUCCAUGUGCCAGACCAAGCAUUCACCCUGGGCUGAUGGUACCCCCUGUGGGCCUGCACAGGCCUGUAUGGGUGGCCGCUGCCUCCACGUGGACCAGCUCCAGGACUUCAAUAUCCCACAGGCUGGUGGCUGGGGCCCCUGGGGAUCAUGGGGUGACUGCUCUCGGAGCUGUGGAGGUGGUGUCCAGUUCUCUUCCCGGGACUGCACACGGCCCAUCCCCCGGAAUGGUGGCAAGUACUGUGAGGGCCGCCAUACCCGCUUUCGUUCCUGCAAUACCCAGGACUGCCCAACUGGCUCAGCACUGACCUUCCGUGAAGAGCAGUGUGCUGCCUACAACCACCGCACUGACCUCUUCAAGAACUUCCCAGGGCCCAUGGACUGGGUUCCUCGCUACACAGGUGUGGCGCCCCGGGACCAGUGCAAACUCACCUGCCAGGCCCGGGCACUGGGCUACUACUAUGUGCUGGAGCCACGGGUGGUAGAUGGGACGCCCUGUUCCCCAGACAGCUCCUCAGUCUGUGUCCAGGGCCGCUGCAUCCAUGCCGGCUGUGACCGCGUCAUUGGCUCCAAAAAGAAAUUUGACAAGUGCAUGGUGUGCGGUGGGGAUGGUUCUAGCUGCAGCAAGCAGUCUGGCUCCUUCAGAAAAUUCAGGUACGGAUACAACAAUGUGGUCACCAUCCCUGCAGGGGCCACCCACAUCCUGGUCCGGCAGCAGGGUACCCCUGGUGUCCGGAGCCUCUACCUGGCCCUGAAGCUCCCCGAUGGCUCCUAUGCCCUCAAUGGUGAAUACACGCUGAUACCCUCCCCCACAGACGUGGUCCUGCCCGGGGCAGUCAGCUUGCGCUACAGCGGGGCCACUGCAGCCUCGGAGACACUGUCCGGCCACGGGCCCCUGGCUCAGCCCUUAACGCUGCAGGUCCUGGUGGCUGGCAACCCCGAGAAUGUACGCCUCCGCUACAGCUUCUUCGUGCCCUGGCCAGCCCCUUCAACGCCACGCCCCCCUCCCCAGGACUGGCUGCACCGCAAGGCCCAGAUUCUGGAGAUCCUCCGGCGGCGCUCCUGGGCGGGCAGGAAAUAACCUCACCGUCCCGGCUGCCCUUUCUGGGCACCGGGGCCUCGGACUUGGCUGGGAGAAUGAGGGGGCUCGGCAGCUGUCU
This is a messenger RNA of Balaenoptera ricei (Rice's whale), 2998 nucleotides long. It is a transcript of the gene ADAMTS4, whose product is annotated as ADAM metallopeptidase with thrombospondin type 1 motif 4. Gene Ontology annotation, biological process: extracellular matrix organization; proteolysis. Lineage: Eukaryota; Metazoa; Chordata; Mammalia; Artiodactyla; Balaenopteridae. Gene Ontology annotation, cellular component: extracellular matrix. Bases 415 to 2919 code for a protein of 834 amino acids. Gene Ontology annotation, molecular function: metalloendopeptidase activity. The record is from RefSeq and is a predicted model, not a curated record. The transcript has 9 exons.